Molecule: messenger RNA, 457 nt
Organism: Dentiscutata heterogama
Lineage: Eukaryota; Fungi; Glomeromycota; Glomeromycetes; Diversisporales; Gigasporaceae
Source: the annotation of a GenBank genome assembly
GCUUUGUCCAUAUUCCCGAGAAAGAUACUCCUUUCUUUGCUAACAGUGUCACUUCUAAACAAUAUGAUACCAGAAGCCAAAAACAUGUUAGAAACCCACCAGAGCAGAAUAAGGAUAAUGAUAAGUCUAAAGUUCCUAAAUUAGAAAUUCUUCUUCAACAUAACCAUGAUGUUUUUGCGUGGUCUCUAGGUGAUCUUGGGCGAACUAGUAUAACCUGUCACUUUAUUAAUACAAGGGAUGCUUUGCCUAUUAAACAAAGACCAUACAGGCAUUUCCCUAAGGAGAGACAUUAUCUCCAAAAGAAGCUUGGUCAUAUGUUAAGAGAAAAGAUCAUACGUUCCUCUAUAGGGUCUUGGACGUCCCCUGUAGUUUUGUAUUCAUCUCUGGAUCUCGUGUCCGGUUACUGGCAAAUCGAGAUGAGUAAAAGUGAUAAAAAGAAAACUGCAUUUGUGACUGA